ACCAGCUCAUGGCUCACCGAGGACAAUGCUGAGCGGCUGGCCAACGCGCUGUGCCGCAUGCGGGGCGCGGCGCUGAAGCUGGGCCAGAUGCUGAGCAUACAGGACGAGAACGUGCUGCCGCCGCAGUUCCAGGCGGCGCUGGAGCGGGUGCGGGCGGGGGCGGACGUCAUGCCUCGCAGGCAGCUGCAGCAGGUGCUGGUGUCUGAGCUGGGCGAGGACUGGGAGCAGCAGGUGGCGGAGUUCGACUACCAGCCCCUGGCUGCAGCAUCCAUCGGGCAGGUCCACUCAGCGCUGCUGCACGACGGCAGGCGGGCGGUGGUGAAGGUGCAGUACCCCGGGGUGGCUCGCUCCAUUGAGAGUGACGUGGACAACCUGAUGCGCCUGAUCAGCGUGGCCAACGUGCUGCCCAGGGGGCUCUACGUGGAGAACGCGGUGCGCGUGGCCAAGCGCGAGCUCAAGCUGGAGUGCGACUAUCGCUACGAGCUGCAGAGCCAGCAGCGCUUCAAGCAGCUCAUCGCGGGCGACCCCUACACAGCGCAGCACUUCCACGUGCCCGAUGUGGUGCCGGAGCUGUCCAGCGAGAGGGUGCUGGCCAGCGAGUGGGUGCCGGGGGUGCACAUCGACAAGGUGGCUGCCAUGCCGCAGGCGGUGCGUGACGAGGUGGGCACCAAGCUGCUGAAGCUGACGCUCAAGGAGCUGUUCCACUGGCGCUACAUGCAGACAGACCCCAACUGG
Molecule: messenger RNA, 735 nt
Organism: Chlorella variabilis
Lineage: Eukaryota; Viridiplantae; Chlorophyta; Trebouxiophyceae; Chlorellales; Chlorellaceae
Exons: 7
Biological process (GO): ubiquinone biosynthetic process
Molecular function (GO): kinase activity
Source: RefSeq, a predicted model, not a curated record